Owenia fusiformis is the source of this 320-nucleotide messenger RNA. The record is from the annotation of a GenBank genome assembly. NCBI's taxonomy places the organism in Eukaryota, Metazoa, Annelida, Polychaeta, Sabellida, Oweniidae.
UACAUGCAAAUGCGCGUCAGGCUGGAGAGGGGCAGUACCAACAAAUGUUCACCCAAUCCAUGUCAAAAUCGUGGAACAUGCACAGCCACACGAACGAGUUUUACAUGUAAAUGUGCUUCGGGCUGGAGUGGUUCAACAUGUACACAGAAUAAAUGUUCACCCAAUCCAUGUAAAAAUCGUGGAACAUGCACAGCCACAGGAACGCGCUUUACAUGCAAAUGCGCGUCAGGCUGGAGAGGCACAACAUGUACACUUAGGGCUCCAGGUGGCAGUACCAACAAAUGUGUACCCAAUCCAUGUAAAAAUCGUGGAACAUGCAC